AAUAUUUAGGUUUUGAACAAAUCCUCGUAAUUGAAGUGAACAAAUAGUUAAAUUACAAAAAUGAUCAAGAUCGUUGCCGUAUUAGCUGUUCUGUGUGGAAUCAGUGCUGGAUAUUCGAUCCCUGUGCAAAAUGCAUUCAUGUACUACCAACAACCUAUGGGCUCUAUGGCUUCACGGCAAUCUUUGUAUGGAAUUCACUACCAAAAUCAGCAGCUCCGGAAUCCAGGUCGUUCAGCUGCAGUAUCAGCUUUCGCUGCUGGAAAUACCAUUGCUACCGGAACGUACUUGAAAGAUUGCCAAGACGCAGAUGAUGAAAGUGGUGAUUUGCCAGCUCAGGACCAGAACGUACAGUCUGUUGCCGAUGCAUACCCAGAAGAACAGAUCCCAUUUGAAGACGUGCCUCAGUAUGAUGUCCCAGCUGUUCAUGAGGUAGAGGCAGAAGAACCCAUCGCUGACGAUCCAGCUGCUGCUUCUCCAGUUGUCCCAGCCGUGAUCUCAGACAAGAAGAAGAAGAAGAAGGUUACUGUUCAGCUGGACUCUGACGAAGAAGAAGAACAAGACUCUCAGGUCAGUCGUCGUGGUGCUGGCCGUCCUGCUGCUCCAAAUGCAUUCUUCCCAAUCAACUUCGGCGGCACUAACGGUGAUAUCAUCGCGAUUGCCAACUCCUACAGUACUGGAAAGGAUGGAUCAGCCAUUAGCUCUGCGAGCGCCUACGGAAGUCCAGCAACUGCUGAGCUGAGAAAAGCCACCCCAGUUCAGAUGAAGAAGAAACCUGCUAAGGUGCGUGCAAGACAGUACUAGGAUUCAUUUACUGCGCUUAGUUUACAGUCCAGUGCUCCUAAGUAGCAAGAAUACACCCUAAUUUAACAAGAUCAUUC
This is a messenger RNA of Ochlerotatus camptorhynchus, 878 nucleotides long. RefSeq lists its product as uncharacterized. Lineage: Eukaryota; Metazoa; Arthropoda; Insecta; Diptera; Culicidae. The record is from RefSeq and is a predicted model, not a curated record. The coding region runs from base 61 to 801 and encodes 246 amino acids. The transcript has 3 exons.